AUGGCAGCAAGACAAGCCAUACAAGUUGGUACAAAAAAUGUGAGACCGGUGCUUUCCCUUAAUGCUGGAGAAGCUAGAGCACGAGUACUAAAUCUUUAUAAAGCGUGGUACCGUCAAAUUCCUUACUUAGUGAAAGAUUUUGACAUACCAAAAUCUGAAGAACAAUGUCGAGCUAGACUCAAAGAAAUGUUUUUAAAUAACAAACAUGUUACUGAUAUCCGGGUUAUUGAUAUACUAGUCAUUAAGGGUCAAAUGGAACUUAAAGAAGCAGUAAACUUGUGGAAACAAAAAGGACAUAUUAUGGCAUACUUCAAACCAACCGAAGAACCAAAACCAAAAGAUUUCCUAUCAAAGUUUUUCUCUAGCAAUGAAUAA
Parnassius apollo (apollo) is the source of this 375-nucleotide messenger RNA. Lineage: Eukaryota; Metazoa; Arthropoda; Insecta; Lepidoptera; Papilionidae. The record is from the annotation of a GenBank genome assembly.